GGUUGCCAGUUCAAGACUUCCUAUGGUAUGAAGGAUAUGGAACGUCAUCUGCGAACACAUACAGGAGACAAGCCCCAUAAAUGUGAGGUUUGUAACAAGUGCUUCAGCCGUAAAGACAAGCUGAAGAUGCACAUGCGUUCGCACACCGGCGUGAAGCCCUACAAGUGCAAGCACUGCGACUACGCGGCCGCCGACAGCAGCAGCCUCAACAAGCACCAGCGCAUCCACUCCAACGAGCGGCCCUUCAAGUGCCAGAUCUGCCCUUACGCGAGCCGCAACUCCAGCCAGCUCACCGUGCACCUCCGAUCCCACACAG
Tinamus guttatus (white-throated tinamou) is the source of this 316-nucleotide messenger RNA. The record is from RefSeq and is a predicted model, not a curated record. NCBI's taxonomy places the organism in Eukaryota, Metazoa, Chordata, Aves, Tinamiformes, Tinamidae.